Messenger RNA from Momordica charantia (bitter melon), 3624 nucleotides. The record is from RefSeq and is a predicted model, not a curated record. NCBI's taxonomy places the organism in Eukaryota, Viridiplantae, Streptophyta, Magnoliopsida, Cucurbitales, Cucurbitaceae.
AUUUUGUAUAAAUUAUCGUCAAAAUAAGGUAGAUAUUUAACGAUUUUUGUCAAUUCCAAUUUCCAUGUGCUUUUGAUAUUGAUAUUUCGAUUCACGUCCACAUGGUUACGAAGAUUUUCCGGGAAAAUUUCGUGGGAAAAGUUUUGUUCGAAGAACUGUCCAAAUGAAUUCUGGUAUCAGAAGAAGAGAAAGAUUUCCAAUUCUGUCCAUCGCUAUUCACUUUCCAGUGAAAGGCCCUGCGAGAAAUCAUUCGAAUCUCUCCCCACUACAAGACAUUCACCAGAAAAAAAUAUCAAGCAAUCCCAUCCCUAUCUGGCUCUUACUUUCUAUCUUCAAGAACGUGGUGAUUUGAUUUCCACUCCACCACUAUAAUUUGCACCAGAAGGAGCGAGAUACCACUCGUUGCGAGUUGCAAUCGAAGCGGACGAGGCCGCCUCUCUGAUUUACUUCUUCCUGCUUGGUGGGUAAACGUUUUUGCUGAUUUUCAACUUCAUUUCUUUGAAUUGUGAUCGUGAACUUGUGUGUAUCAUGCAUUGAUUUGUUUCCUGCGUAGAAGAACUUUGUCUGGGUCUGAUUCAAUUGUGGGGAAGAUGGUGAACUUGGGAUUGUUUUCUGGAGCCUCAUCGACGAAAUCGGUGAAUGUGAGGUUCAGAUUGCCAUACUAUACUCAGUGGGGUCAGAGCUUGAUAGUUUGUGGUUCUGAGCCGCUGAUUGGUUCGUGGAAUGUGAAGAAGGGAUUGUUACUGAGCCCUGUUCAUCAAGGAGAUGAGCUGAUAUGGUGUGGAAGUAUUGCAGUGGCCAGCGGAUUUGGAUGUGAGUACAAUUACUAUGUUGUUGAUGACAAUAGAAACGUCUUGAGAUGGGAGAAGGGAAACAGGAGAGAGCUAAUACUACCUCAAGGAUUACAGGGUGGGGAGGUCGUCGAGCUCCGUGAUCUUUGGCAGACUGGUGCGGAUGGGAUUCCUUCCAAGAGUGCCUUCAAAAAUGUUAUCUUUGGAAGAAGUUCGACUUGGAGCAUAGAAAGACCACUAGGAACUUUCUUUCAUAAUAAUUUGGAUCAGGAUGGAGAUUCUGUACUUGUUCAUUUCAAAAUUUGCUGUCCAAAUAUAGAAGAAGAUACAGCAAUCUAUGUCAUUGGUAGCUCUUCGAAGUUAGGACAGUGGGAGGUAAAGAAUGGGAUUGCACUUAGCUAUGGGGGUGACUCAACCUGGCAUGCAGACUGCAUUUUGCAAAACAGCGAUUUCCCCUUUCAAUACAAAUAUUGCAAACAUGGAAGAGCAGGAAAUAUUUCUUCAGAAUUUGGGCGAAACCGGGACCUUGUCCUUGAUGCCUCAUCACCAAGAUAUAUUUUACUUUCAGAUGGCAUGUUGCGAGGUGUUCCUUGGUGUGGUUCUGGUGUUGCAAUCCCCAUGUUCUCUGUAAGAUCAGAAGCUGAUCUUGGAGUCGGCGAGUUUCUGGACUUGAAAUUACUUGUUGACUGGGCUGUGCAGUCUGGUCUCCAUUUAGUUCAACUUCUACCUGUUAAUGAUACAUCAGUGCAUGGAAUGUGGUGGGACUCAUAUCCUUAUAGCUCACUUUCUGUUUUUGCACUGCAUCCAUUGUACUUAAGAGUCCAAGCACUUUCAGAGAAUAUUCCAGAGGAUAUCAUGCUAGAGAUUCAAAAAGCAAAAGUCGAACUGGAUGGAAAGGAUGUAGAUUACGAGGCUACUAUGGCUGCUAAGCUUUCACUUGCCCGGAAAAUUUUUGCUCUGGAGAGAGAUUCAAUACUGAAUUCCAGUUCCUUUGAGGAGUACUUUUCUCAAAAUGGGGAAUGGUUAAAACCCUACGCUGCCUUCUGUUUUCUGCGGGACUUUUUUGAGACAUCAGAUCACAGCCAAUGGGGUCGUUUUUCUCAAUUUUCAAAAGACAAGCUUGAGAAACUUGUGUCGAAGGACAGCUUGCAUUAUGAUGUCAUCUGCUUCCACUAUUAUAUCCAAUAUCAUUUGCACCAACAGUUGUCAGAAGCAUCAAAUUAUGGAAGAAAGAAAGGAGUGGUAUUGAAAGGAGAUCUUCCAAUUGGUGUUGACAGGAACAGUGUAGAUACCUGGGUUUACCCUAAUUUGUUCCGCAUGAACACGUCAACUGGAGCACCUCCAGAUUACUUUGACAAAAAUGGACAAAAUUGGGGCUUUCCAACCUACAACUGGGAGGAGAUGUCAAAGGAUAACUAUGCUUGGUGGCGUGCUCGUUUGACUCAGAUGUCGAACUAUUUCACGGCUUAUAGAAUUGAUCAUAUAUUGGGUUUCUUUCGAAUUUGGGAGCUUCCAGAGCAUGCAAUGACUGGUUUAGUUGGAAAAUUCCGCCCUUCUAUUCCUUUAAGCCAGGAAGAACUUGAAAGAGAGGGCAUAUGGGACUUCAAUCGCUUGAGUUGUCCAUAUAUCAAGGCAGAAUUUUUACAGGAUAAAUUUGGAGCCGCUUGGGGAUUUAUUGCCUCACAGUUUCUGAAUGAAUAUCAGAAAAACUUUUAUGAGUUCAAGGAGGACUGUGACACAGAGAAAAAAAUUGUUACCAAACUGAAGUCACUUGUAGAAAAAUCUCUGUUGCCAAACCCAGAUGAGAUACGACGCGGUCUUUUUGAUCUUAUAAAGAACAUAGUUCUUAUUAGAGACCCAGAGGAUCCAAAAAGUUUCUAUCCACGCUUCAAUCUUGAAGAUACUUCAAGUUUUAAUGAUUUGGAUGACCACAGCAAGAACGUUAUGAAAAGAUUAUACCAUGAUUACUACUUCCAGCGGCAAGAGGAUCUUUGGCGGAAAAAUGCUUUAAAGACCCUGCCUGUUCUCCUUGAUUCUUCUGACAUGCUAGCCUGUGGAGAAGAUCUGGGCCUUAUUCCUUCAUGUGUUCAUCCGGUUAUGGAGGAGUUGGGAUUAAUCGGAUUACGAAUUCAACGUAUGCCGAGCGAACCUGGUCUAGAGUUUGGAAUUCCUUCUCAAUAUAGCUACAUGACUGUGUGUGCUCCAUCAUGCCAUGACUGCUCGACUUUGCGUGCGUGGUGGGAGGAAGAUGAAGAAAGAAGAGGACGAUUUUUGAAGAAUGUUAUAGGUUCUGAUAUCGUGCCACCUAGCCAAUGUAUUCCAGAGAUUGCACAUUUCAUCAUAAAGCAACAUUUUGAAGCUCCAUCAAUGUGGGCUAUCUUCCCACUUCAGGAUUUGUUAGCAUUGAAAGAGGAGUACACAACACGUCCUGCAAAAGAGGAGACAAUCAACGAUCCUACUAACCCAAAGCACUAUUGGAGAUAUCGUAACCACGUGACAUUAGAAUCUUUGAUGAAGGAUAGAGAACUCCAAGAAACCAUCAAAGGUCUUGCCCUGGAGAGUGGGAGAUCAGUUCCUCAUGAAGCCAAGGCAGCACCAAAACCAGUCCCUGCAGAUGUUGAAGCUGGUAUAGAAAAUAUUUCUUUAGCAACACAGUCCAAUGGAACACCACAAGUGGAAACACUUGCAGUCAAAUAAUGCAUGCUUUGAGUUGUGAGCAUCUUUGAGGUUAGUCUUUCCAAUUGUAAAAUAAGUGAUUCGAGGUAGCGGUUACGUUAGCUCCUGCAAACGUUUUUAUAAGCAAGCAUGAGAAGAUUCAAACUCAUGACUUCUA